Molecule: messenger RNA, 3203 nt
Organism: Cornus florida
Lineage: Eukaryota; Viridiplantae; Streptophyta; Magnoliopsida; Cornales; Cornaceae
Product: pentatricopeptide repeat-containing protein At4g19191, mitochondrial
Exons: 1
Coding region: 296-2254 (652 amino acids)
Biological process (GO): RNA modification
Molecular function (GO): protein binding; RNA binding
Source: RefSeq, a predicted model, not a curated record
CCGUCCAAUGCCCUUGCUAGGAAGGACAAUUUGAUAAAUAUCAAGUGUAAAAAUUGUUCCUGUUAGUGAGAAAGAAAAUGAAACGGAAACGGGUGAAAUUUUGUGCAACAAAGGACAUUCGAACCCAACCCGCUUAAUAUACUGUUCGUCUAGAAACCGACCCGCUUACCAUGUUCUAUUUUAGGCCUUUUCAGAAAAUCUGUCGUAGUCCACACUUCAUGGCCCAUGGGUGUUGGCUUUUGACUCUCACACAGUCGCACAUCCUACGUUGCUCUCCCGCCAAAGACAAUGAGAGAUGUUAAAAUCUACUGUUACUCCAAAUCUCUACCGUUUAUCAUAUCUGUCGAACGUUGGCCAUUGGAACUCCAGCAUAGGAGAAGCUGUAAACCAAGGUCAAAGCCAGAAAGCCCUUGCUCUCUUCCGCCAAAUGAAGCAAAAUGGUCUAGAACCCAACAAUUUAACCUUUCCCUUUAUAGCAAAGGCAUGUGGGAAGCUGUCGAAACCCUCGUACUCCCAAAUCAUUCACGCCCAUGUAGCAAAAUCGCCAUUUCAGUCUGAUAUAUAUGUACAAACAGCAUUGGUGGAUAUGUAUGUCAAAUGCAACCACUUGAAUCGUGCAUAUGAUCUGUUUGUGAAAAUGCUCCAGAGGGAUGUUACUUCUUGGAAUGCCAUGAUCCUGGGGUUUGCUCAGUCGGGUCAUCUUGAUAGAGUGUUGAUUCUUUUUAAUGAGAUGAGACUAGAUGGGAUUCGGCCUGACUCUGUCACGGUUAUGGGAUUGACACAGUUGAGUUCCAGUACAAAGAAUCUCAAAUUGGUAACAGCCCUUCAUUCUUUUGGAAUCCGAAUUGGGUUAGAAACUGAGGUUUCUGUUGCUAACACUUGGAUUGCUGCAUAUUCAAAAUGUGGUGACUUGCGCGUGGCAGAGUUGCUAUUUGAUGGGAUUGGUGCUGGUUUUAGGACUGUGGUUUCAUUCAAUUCUCUGAUUGCGGGUUAUUCCCACCUUAAAAAAUCAUUUAAGGCUAUUAGCUUCUACAAAAGGAUGCUUUUUGAUGGAUUUCACCCAGAUACAAGCACCAUUGUGAGCUUGCUUUCAUCAUGUGUGCAACCCGAAGCACUAUAUCAUGGUAAGUUGAUCCAUUCUCAUGCGAUCCAACUGGGUUGUGAUUUUGAUGUUUCUGUACUUAAUACCCUGAUUUCUAUGUAUUCCAAGUCUGGAGAUAUUAGUUCUGCGAGAUAUGUAUUUGAUAGCAUAAUAAACAAAACUUGUGUUUCGUGGACUGCCAUGAUUGGUGGGUAUGCUGAGAAAGGUGAUUUGGAUGAGGCAUUGGUGUUGUUUUACUCUAUGGAAGCAUCUGGCGAGAAACCUGAUUUGGUUACUAUGCUCUACUUGAUCUCGGGUUGUGGCCAAAUGGGAGCACUUGAGAUUGGGAGAUGGGUUGACCUUUACACAACUACAAAUGGGUUGAAGAAUAUAAUGGUGUGCAAUGCAUUGAUAGAUAUGUAUGCGAAGUGUGGAAGUAUAAGAGAUGCCCAGGAACUCUUUCGUACCAUGCAUGAGAGAACCAUUGUCUCGUGGACAACUAUGAUUGCAGGGUGUGCUCUAAAUGGAGAAUUCAAAGAAGCUUUGGACCUUUUCUUUCAUAUGUUGGAAUUCGGACUGAAACCAAACCACAUAACAUUCCUUGCCGUUCUUCAGGCUUGUAGUCAUGCAGGUUUCCUUGAGAAAGGAUGGGAGUGCUUUGAUUUAAUGACUAAAGUAUAUAGAAUAAAUCCAGGGCUAGACCACUAUUCCUGUAUGGCUGAUCUUCUUGGACGUAGAGGAAAGCUAAAAGAAGCAUUGGAAUUCAUUCAAAAUAUGCCUGUCAAACCUGAUGCUGGCGUAUGGGGUACAUUGCUUAGUGCUUGCAAGAAUCACCGAAAUGUAGAGAUUGGUGAGUAUGCAGCUCAUCGUCUUUUUGAAGAGGAGCCUCAAGCAGCAGCUCCAUAUGUAGAAAUGGCCAAUAUAUAUGCAUCGACAAGAAGGUGGGAUGGAGUUGCAGCAAUUAGAAAAAUGAUGAAGUGCAAUCAAGUGACAAAAUCUCCUGGGCAAAGUCAUCUUCUAGUGAAUGGGAAGAGUCAUGCAUUUACUGUUCAAGAUAGAUGUCAUCCCGAAGGCUCACUGAUAUAUGAGGCAUUAGACUGCUUAGUUUUGCAUUUGAAAGAGGAAGGAUAUUCAUCACAUUCAGAGGAACCUUCUGACCUUGAACAGAUAUGAAAACUACUCAAUCACUCUUGAUGGCAGGACGGAAGGAUUCUUAGCGCGCAGCAUCUAAAUUUUUUAGUUGUUAAGAAGCUACACAGGAUUUUUAUUUUAUUAUUAUUAUUAUUAUUAUUAUUAUUUUCCCGGGUUUCAAUUCAAGUGACAAGCUUCCCAAAAUGAGGCAAGCAGCACAAAAUAGUGAUCUAUCUUGAUUCUUGAGAGGUUGCAAUGUGCUCUUUUGAAAUUCUUAACUUGAUGUCUAAAUUUUGAUGCUGAUGGAUCAAGUUAUCAUUUACUGCUAUCAUUGUUAGAUGGAGAUCGAACAUCGGUUGACGUACACUGCAUCUUGAGUUUUGUAAUUCAGUUUUUCUUUUAGGGUGGUGAUGGUUUGGACUCUCCGAACCCUCACAAGCACCUGUGCCCCACCAGUUGUGGUGGUGUCAGUGAAUUUGAAUUCGGACUCUCCAUCAUUUUCCUUUGUUUUAAGAGGGUAAUUAGUAGCAGUCUGAAAGGCAAUUCUGCCACCAAUUUAUGUAUUUGCCCUUUAAAUACUUAGAAUUUAAAUACAGGAUAUACUGAGUUGUUUCGGUUAUAUAGAUCGAUAUAUAAAUGUAUUUCAGUAAUUUUUAAAUGAGAUAAAGCGUUAUGUCACACAAGAAUUGUGAAUGAUAUCCCCUAAAAGCUUUUCACUUCUUAUAUUAUUUUUAUUUUUUUUAUUUAUUUUUUUUAAGAGAAGCAACAAUAUGUCAAUAUAUAUCACUAGUAUAGCUUAUUCUCAUUCUGAUUUUGAUUCUCUUGAUCUACACAUUCAUAGAAAAGCUUACUAUUUAUUUAUUUAUUUAUUUCUUUCCUUUCUUUUCUUUUCUCAUCUAACUAGUGUACGAUCAUUUCAUUUUCUUUAUCUCCUAAUUUAUCAAACACUAAUUUUUUUUUAUUUUUAAUAACUUAUGUAAGUUUGAGACUA